Molecule: messenger RNA, 981 nt
Organism: Schistocerca serialis cubense
Lineage: Eukaryota; Metazoa; Arthropoda; Insecta; Orthoptera; Acrididae
Product: suppressor of cytokine signaling 4-like
Biological process (GO): phosphatidylinositol phosphate biosynthetic process; intracellular signal transduction
Cellular component (GO): phosphatidylinositol 3-kinase complex
Molecular function (GO): 1-phosphatidylinositol-3-kinase regulator activity
Source: RefSeq, a predicted model, not a curated record
AUGGAAUUGGGCGCCUGCGGCAAGAAGACACGAAAUCAUCGGGUUCUGAAAUUUAAUUUUGCUCGCCUGAAAGGUGCUGGAAACUGUGGAGCAGUGUCUGCAGAUACAGAUAUUACAGAGCCCAAUAUCAGUUGUGACUCUUGCAUACGCACGGACUAUCGUAGGACAGAAGAUCACCACCUAGGGGCAGGUGUUAUUUUCAAAACAGCAGUGGUAUCUGCAGAAUAUCUCAUUGACAUGUCCAGAUUUAAUCCUGAAGAUUAUCCAAGUAAAGAUUGUGAUGAAAGGGUGAGAAUAGAGCGGGCGAGAGAAAUUGCAGAAUGUAUUGAGCCACCACCUGGAUUUCUCCCAUCUGCUCAUAUCCAGAUCGCGCGUGAUGAAUUCACGGCAUUUUUCCAAUCACGUCUGAAUUUCUAUCCAUUAGCGUUCUCAACGUGUCGGCAAAUAGACAUGAUUCUGUCGUCAGGAAUACCAAGAACUGUUCACACCCAAGUGGAUUAUAUUCAUUGUCUGGUGCCUGACCUGCUGCAAAUUACUUCUUCUUCAUUUUAUCGGGGUAAAAUGGAUCGUUAUGCGGCAGAGCGAUUGUUGGAGGGCAAACCUGAGGGUACAUUUCUUUUUAGAGAUUCUGCACAAGAUGAAUAUCUGUUUUCAGUUAGUUUUAGAAAAUACGGGCGAUCUCUGCACGCACGCAUUGAACAGUGGAAGCACCGCUUUAGUUUUGAUUCACAUGAUCGGGGUGUAUUUGCUUCACCAACAGUUUGUGGUCUCAUUGAGCAUUUUUUUUUUUACCGAUGCUUACAACCAGUGCACAGAAAUUUCACAAUUCCCCUGCGACACUUGUGUCGAGCUGGUGUAUGCAGCAGGGCCACGUAUGAUGGAUUAAAUCAGUUAAACUUGCCUACGUCUCUGAAAUCCUAUUUUAAAGAGUGUCGUUACAAACAACGUGUGCGAGUAAGACGACUUGACUCACAACAGUAA